This is a messenger RNA of Impatiens glandulifera, 1281 nucleotides long. Its product is annotated as rho GDP-dissociation inhibitor 1-like. Gene Ontology annotation, cellular component: membrane; cytosol; cytoplasm. Bases 367 to 1080 code for a protein of 237 amino acids. The record is from RefSeq and is a predicted model, not a curated record. The transcript is spliced from 5 exons. Gene Ontology annotation, molecular function: protein binding; Rho GDP-dissociation inhibitor activity. Gene Ontology annotation, biological process: Rho protein signal transduction. Lineage: Eukaryota; Viridiplantae; Streptophyta; Magnoliopsida; Ericales; Balsaminaceae.
UUAACGGUCGGUCAUUUCUAUCUUUCCGGAUAAUCACGCUUUCUCCGUGCGGCUCGGUGCCCUAGACCACCUUCCCUCUUAGAUUCAACGGCAACCCAUCACGAGAAACCCUGACAGAAGAAGCCCGGCCCCGUCUUCUCUUUUUGUUUUGUUCAAAUAAUAUGUUCUAACUUUCGUCUUCUUCACGUCUCUCACAUAUUCUUCUUGCUUUCUGAAAGACAACAAAUCUAUCUUGCCUUUCUAGGAUUCCUUCACACAGUCUCUCUGUUUUUUCACACAAGACACAAUCUUGACUGGAUUUAUACAUAUAUAUAUAUAUUUGCUUCUCUGGUUUGGUUCUCACAUAUAGCGUUCGAUGAUUAAUUGAUGUCUUUGGUCGGUGGAAGUGUUUCUGGUUCAAAAAACAUGGGUCUUGACGACGAUAAAGAGAAGAAGACUACUGCGGUUGUUCAUGACAGCGGCGAUGAGAGCGAUGGGAAAGUGAAGAAGGGUACUAGCGAUUACACAACCGAAGAUGAAGAAGAUGAAGAUGCUCAUAAUAUCGAAUUAGGACCUCAAUGCACCCUUAAAUCCCAAUUGGAGAAGGAUAAGGAUGAUGAGAGUCUGGCUAGGUGGAAAGAACAGCUUCUGGGUAGUGUGGAUAUCAACAAUGUUGGAGAAUCACUGGAAGCAGAUGUUAAGAUCUUGAGCCUAUCAAUAAAGUCAUCUGGAAUAGAUGACAUUGUUCUUCCUAUUCCUGAAGAUGGGAAGCCAAAAGGGUCUUGGUUUACUUUGAAAGAAGGUUCUCGUUACAGAUUGACCUUUUCUUUCCAAGUUCGCAACAACAUUGUAUCUGGUCUUAAGUAUACCAAUAUGGUUUGGAAAACUGCUGUCAAAGUGGACAGUGCUAAGGAAAUGCUUGGAACAUUUAGUCCACAGGACGAGUCUUACACUCAUGAAAUGCCCGAAGAGACCACACCAUCUGGAUUCUUCGCUAGAGGCUCGUAUACUGCUAAGUCAAAGUUUGUUGAUGAUGAUAACAAGUGUUACUUGGAGAUUGACUAUACAUUUGACAUCAAGAAGGAUUGGGCGUCACGUUGAGUUGAAUUUUAGGCUCUUUAAUCAUCAGAAUAUAUCUUGUAACUCAAUUCAUUUCUAUUCUAGAAAUUCAGAGGAGGCAAUGAGUUAGAACCUUUUUAGAUAAUAUUAAUUUCUUUUUUCUUUGUCUGUUAAUGUCUCCCAUGUUUUGCUGUGAACUGACUUAGCAGCAGCUUAAUGUUAUUCUUAUAUUGAUCUAUUUAC